AUGGCACGAACCAAGCAAACCGCACGUAAAUCCACUGGAGGAAAGGCUCCCCGUAAGCAACUUGCCACCAAGGCUGCUCGUAAGUCUGCCCCCGCCACCGGAGGAGUCAAGAAGCCCCACCGUUACCGCCCAGGUACCGUCGCUCUUCGUGAGAUCCGUCGUUACCAAAAGUCCACCGACUUGUUGAUCCGCAAGUUGCCCUUCCAACGUUUGGUCCGUGAGAUCGCCCAAGAUUUCAAGUCUGAUCUUCGCUUCCAAGGAUCUGCCGUUCUUGCCCUCCAAGAAGCCGCUGAGGCCUACCUUGUGGGUCUUUUCGAGGAUACCAACUUGUGUGCCAUCCACGCCAAGCGUGUGACUAUCAUGCCUAAGGAUAUCCAAUUGGCUCGCCGUAUCCGCGGAGAACGUUCUUAA
Cylindrotheca closterium is the source of this 411-nucleotide messenger RNA. Lineage: Eukaryota; Bacillariophyta; Bacillariophyceae; Bacillariales; Bacillariaceae. The record is from the annotation of a GenBank genome assembly.